AUGAUCUCACACCGUUUCAGGUGGCACAACGAACAAAAUACCUGCAACGGAGUGGGAGAUGAGUUAGACUUCACUCGGAUGCGCGGAGCCUGGGGCCAGGGAGGAGAAGAAGCUUUCGGAAGCAAGGAUAAGCCAGGCAAAUAAGUUCAUUCCUAAUUCUUUGCAUUAAUAAGUUCAGCCCGUCUUAAGUUUCUGGGUCGAAAAAAAUCUGAGGUUGAUGGACAUUUGAGAGAAAGCAGCCAAGAAGAAUCUUGAGGUCUAAAAAAGUUAUUGUCUCCGUAGUUAUUAGUCUGUAUAAAAAGCAUUCUUAUAUUUUUAUCAGCUAUACAGGAAACUCGAAGAAAAAAGGAUAAAAAACUGGCUUGAUCCCCCUUGAUGCACUAGAUAAGACAAAGAAUGUCUGAACCUUCAAAAGUCUUCGUUUUCCAAGAAUUUAUCUCAGAACUCGGAGAAAGUCAUCGUAACCGCCUUAUUGGGACAUUUGCAGGCUUUUUUCAAAAUUGGAAAGCAAAGAUGCAUCUCCUUCAUACUAAAUAAAAAACGGAGCACUUAAGCAAAUUUCCAGAAAAUUAGUGAGUUGAAGAUAGAACUAAUUUUCUUUUGAGGAACAAUUCUGAUCAUGUCGAACAUCAAUCAAUUUUCAAUAAUGAAAAAGUGUUUUCUUGGACUUCCUUUUGAAACAAGCUUUUUUACUUCUCUCGAUUGCUAUAACUAAAAAUCGCAGCUUUGAAGAAAAAAAAAUGGAAAGGUAUUACUUCCAGACGGAUUUUUCUUAUUUGUCGGAAGUGAGCAAAAGCUGCCAAAAACCUAUUCCGCCUUGCUGGUCAGCGACCCGAUUCAAUGUCAGGAAGGUGACGGCAUCGUUUCUUUCCGUCACUGGACGACGCCUGGCGUCCAUGUUCGCGUCUGCAUUCGGUUGGUUCUUUGAUUUACUGCCUUUUCUUCCCCAUAUGUGAUCGAUAUAUGACGGCUGUAAAGUUACAACUUCAUCUAGGCCUCCUUCCAUGGGCAAGAGGUUCGAUUGGUGUAGCGAUGUCGUGAGAAGAAACGGUACAAAACCGGCAAAAGUCAUCAUUCCAGGCAGCAUACUGUACACGUUCGAGGUUGCCUUUGCAGGAAAAAGACAAAAAUUUUGCUUAUCAGUAAUAAUCAAAAAAAACUGUUUUUGAUGAUAUUCGAAAACCGUAGCUUUAGAGAAAAAGCAUUCAAAAUAUGAUUAACGGAUAAUUAUUUUGAAUUUCGAACAUUCUUAGGUAUUCCUCGAGUUCGAUAGGGUUGGCACAAAUGAUCAAAUUUUUGAGGGAAACUUUUUCCUUUUGAGAAAAAUUUCUAGAUGUUUUUUGUUCCGUUCAUAAUGAUACCACAGACAUAGGUAGUCAGAUGGCUCAGAAAAUUCAAACCAAUUCGAAUUUGAUUUGGAUUUUGAAAAGUUUCGUCUCAAUCUCGUGAACUGAACAGAAGUUUUCCCACUUCUGACAUCCUUGUUUAUUGGGUUUUUUUUUUCAUCUUUUUUCUUUGAAGAUUGUGAUAGAAGCGUACGACUUCACUUUCGAUGCUUUCGGGAUCCAGGGAGGCGCUGCCGCCCUUGAUGAUGUUUCUUACAACGCUUCUGCUAUUUACAACUGUCAAAUGGGUGAGUGA
This is a messenger RNA of Caenorhabditis auriculariae, 1641 nucleotides long. The record is from the annotation of a GenBank genome assembly. NCBI's taxonomy places the organism in Eukaryota, Metazoa, Nematoda, Chromadorea, Rhabditida, Rhabditidae.